Dipodomys spectabilis (banner-tailed kangaroo rat) is the source of this 708-nucleotide messenger RNA. RefSeq names its product vomeronasal type-1 receptor 51-like. Gene Ontology annotation, molecular function: pheromone receptor activity. Gene Ontology annotation, cellular component: membrane. The record is from RefSeq and is a predicted model, not a curated record. The transcript has a single exon. Gene Ontology annotation, biological process: G protein-coupled receptor signaling pathway. Bases 1 to 708 code for a protein of 235 amino acids. Lineage: Eukaryota; Metazoa; Chordata; Mammalia; Rodentia; Heteromyidae.
AUGACUGUGGUCAACAUCCUGAACCUCACCUUCACACUUGUGCCAAAUAUAGUGGCAUCAUUUGGAGUCCAAUCUUUUCUGGACGAUGUGGGCUGCAAGGUGGUGGUAUACUUCUUCAGAGUUACCCUGGGUCUAUCCAUCUGUUCCACCUCAAUCCUCAGUCCGUUUCAGGCCAUCACCAUCAGCUCCAGCCAUGCCCAGUGUGUGUGGCAUAAAUCUAAGUCUUCAGUGUGGAUUUUCCCUUCUUUCUUGUUCUUCUGGGUUGUCAAUAUGCUCAUCUAUGUCCCAGUCAUUAAGGUUAUGAAAGCCAAAAUCAAUUUCACUCUUGUUGGUUCUGCGUUUUCCAAUGUAUAUUGGCGUACUCCGCAGUUUGAAGACAAUAGAUCAGGGUAUUAUAUCUCUAUCUUAUUAUUUCAAGAUCUUGUGUUUGUAAUCCUCAUGAUCAUCACCAGCCUCUACAUGGUGAGGCUUCUCUGCCAACACCACCAGAUAGCUCAUUACCUACAUAGUUUUAGUCUUGCCACCCAGCCAGCAUCCAAGAGCAAGGCCACCCACACCAUCCUGCUGUUGGUCAGCUGUUUCCUGUGUUUCUAUUGCUUCAACAACAUUACCAACUUCUAUUACUUUUACACAGAAGUGAAAAUCCCUAUCCUGGAGGUGAUGGUUUGUAUUCUAUCAGCAUGUUUUUUUCCUCCUGAAGAACAGUAA